ACUGUCCCUGUCUUAUUUUCUGUUUCUUCUGCUAGCAAAGAAACACCUUUACUCCCAUUCUCCCCAGCUUAGAAGAGUGCAGAAGCUAUCCUCAAAGGCAUUCCAGACUUUCCUUGAGUUAGUUGCUUCUGAGUUCACUGGUGAUGAGAAUGAAGCUAUUGAUGACUUUGUGGAGUUUCUGAACACACAUGUGGAACGAAGUCACAUGGAGUGCUUGCGAAGCUUAACCAGGAGGAAAUGGCUGCACAAUAUCCAGCAAGCAGCUGAAAGCAGUGGAGCAAGCAUGGAGCUGGUUUACAAAGCAGUGUUCAAAGCCCUUUCCCAGGAUGCAGAAGCCCAUGGGGAUAACAAGGAGAUCAGUGCAUAUAUUGCCCUUUUGGAAGAGAACCGGCUCUCACCAGAGCGGGGACAGAUUCUCCUGCACUACGUGGCAUGUACUGCACCUGAUGCUCCCUAUGUUCUAAACCAGAUACUGUACAGAGACAUGAAAGGAGUAAGCUUUGCAGCUGUUGAAGAGGGAAAGCCAAUUCAUGUUCCAAGAGUUCAGCUUCAUGGAAAUAUCCACUUCUGGAACCAUGACCGCCUGGAGGAGGAGAGGAAAGGCUCAUUCCUGGUGCUGCCGGUGCACGACGCUCGCUGGAGGGUCUUUGGCAUUCUAGGACUUGACACUCUCCGGGAGCAGAGUGAGAAAACCAUCUUCCUGUCCCAUGAGAUCAGUUUCUACCAGGGCGUUUCUCAUGCCUUCAGCAAAGCCUACCACCAUAUCCACACGCUGGAAAACGUUCUACAAGUAACUGUUACUGCUCUGGACUGGUUGUAUCCCAGGGCACCCAGCAUCCACACUGUUACUAUGUACCUGGUGAAGCCUGGCGAAGACAAGACCUGGGACUACACUCUGCGCAAGAUGAUUAAUAUAGAUAAUACAGGACAAAAAGAAAUUUAUAGCUCUCCUGUUCUUCUCCUCAGAAAAGAAAACCUCUUAAGAGAUUACCUGUUUAAGUGCACAGACAGUUCAGAGGUCGUUUGCACUUCUGUCUGUGGAGAAUACCACACUGCAGUACCUCUCCGUGACCUAUCAGGACAAGCUUUUGGCAUAUUUGAUAUCAGCAUUGGACACCACCAGAAAUUGCCACCUCAUGAACACAAAGACCUGCAGAAAAUGCUAAAGAUGGCCCAAGCUGCCUGCUCUGAGAUACUGAAGAGGUCUUCAGAGGAAACAGAACCAACCUAUGUACUGGAGGCAGAACACAUGGCAAACUUGAAGCAUGCGGGGAUUCUGUUCCACCGGUUCCUGCUGCAGGACCUGCGUGAGUGCAUCCAGAAACUCCAUGUGGAGAGCUUUGCUGAAAUAAAGAGCUAUGCAGAACCUCCAGCUCUGGUACAUAACAUAGUUAAGGCUGUGCUGUUGCUUCUCCAUCCAGACUGGAAGGACUCAGAGAAGACUGAGAACUGGAGUCAGUGUAAAUUGAAACUUGAUGACAGUUUGAUUCAGGAGAUUUAUUGCUUUGAUCCAACUGCUGCAUCUGUGCUAAUUCAAGCAGAGCUGUUGCUGGACUGCAUCACUGGUGUUCCUAGAGCAGCAGUGUGGCAGCAGGGCUCCCUUCCAGCCGAGUACCUGUACCACUGGGUCCACACCUGCCUGUCGCUAGCAGAGAUCACAAGGAGCCUACACAGUCAAAAAUCCCAUCUUUAG
Merops nubicus (carmine bee-eater) is the source of this 1693-nucleotide messenger RNA. Its product is annotated as EF-hand calcium-binding domain-containing protein 5-like. The annotation marks the transcript as partial. Lineage: Eukaryota; Metazoa; Chordata; Aves; Coraciiformes; Meropidae. The transcript has 9 exons. The record is from RefSeq and is a predicted model, not a curated record.